This is a messenger RNA of Vombatus ursinus (common wombat), 399 nucleotides long. It is a transcript of the gene CPLX1, whose product is annotated as complexin 1. The record is from RefSeq and is a predicted model, not a curated record. The coding region runs from base 7 to 399 and encodes 130 amino acids. Gene Ontology annotation, cellular component: terminal bouton; SNARE complex. Gene Ontology annotation, molecular function: syntaxin binding. NCBI's taxonomy places the organism in Eukaryota, Metazoa, Chordata, Mammalia, Diprotodontia, Vombatidae. Gene Ontology annotation, biological process: synaptic vesicle exocytosis; neurotransmitter transport; regulation of neurotransmitter secretion. The transcript is spliced from 3 exons.
UUCGUUAUGAAGCAAGCUCUGGGAGGGGCCACCAAGGACAUGGGGAAGAUGCUCGGUGGAGAUGAAGAGAAAGACCCUGAUGCAGCCAAGAAAGAGGAGGAACGCCAGGAAGCCCUUCGGCAGGAAGAGGAGGAGAGGAAAGCCAAGUAUGCCAAAAUGGAGGCCGAGCGGGAGGUCAUGAGACAAGGGAUCCGUGAUAAGUAUGGGAUCAAGAAGAAGGAGGAACGUGAGGCAGAGGCCCAGGCUGCAAUGGAAGCCAACUCUGAAGGCAGCCUUACGCGUCCUAAGAAGGCCAUUCCACCAGGUUGUGGCGAUGAAGAAGAGGAGGAGGAAGAGAGCAUCCUGGACACCGUCAUCAAAUACCUCCCUGGUCCUCUCCAGGAUAUGUUCAAGAAGUAA